Molecule: messenger RNA, 2158 nt
Organism: Neofelis nebulosa (Clouded leopard)
Lineage: Eukaryota; Metazoa; Chordata; Mammalia; Carnivora; Felidae
Gene: PDE9A
Product: phosphodiesterase 9A
Exons: 19
Coding region: 93-1709 (538 amino acids)
Biological process (GO): cGMP catabolic process
Molecular function (GO): 3',5'-cyclic-GMP phosphodiesterase activity
Source: RefSeq, a predicted model, not a curated record
CCCCUCCUCCCUCCCACUCCCCGCCCUCCCCGCGGCGGCUGGCGUCGAGAAAGUACAGUAAAAAGUCCAAGUGCAGCCGCUCGGCGCACAAGAUGGGGUCCGGCUCCUCCAGCUACCGGCCCAAGGCCAUCUACUUGGACAUCGAUGGGCGCAUUCAGAAGGUGGUUUUCAGCAAAUACUGCAACUCCAGUGACAUCAUGGAUCUGUUCUGCAUUGCCACCGGCCUGCCUCGGAACACAACCAUCUCUCUGCUGACUGCGGAUGACGCCAUGGUGUCCAUCGACCCCACCAUGCCUGCCAAUUCAGAACGCACCCCGUACAAAGUGAGACCGGUGGCCAUCAAGCAGCUGUCUGAGAAAGAAGAAUUAAUCCAGAGCAUGCUGACCCAGGUCGUAGAGCAGUUCUCAAGAGCGUUUAAGAUCAACGAACUCAAAGCCGAAGUCGCGAAUCACCUGGCCGUGCUCGAGAAGCGCGUCGAACUGGAAGGCCUGAAAGUGGUGGAGAUUGAGAAAUGCAAGAGCGACAUCAAGAAGAUGCGGGACGAGCUGGCGGCCCGAAGCAGCAGGACCAGCUGUCCCUGUAAGUACAAUUUUGUGGACACCAGCAAGAAGAUGACGCCCCGGCGUGAUGUCCCCACUUACCCCAAGUACCUGCUCUCUCCAGAGACCAUCGAAGCGCUCCGGAAGCCCACCUUUGACGUCUGGCUCUGGGAGCCCAAUGAGAUGCUGAGCUGCCUAGAGCACAUGUACCACGACCUGGGCCUGGUCCGAGACUUCUCCAUCCACCCCGUCACGCUCAGGAGAUGGCUGCUCUGCGUGCACGACAACUACAGAAACAACCCUUUCCACAACUUCCGGCAUUGCUUCUGCGUGACCCAGAUGAUGUACAGCAUGAUCUGGCUCUGCCGGCUCCAGGAGAAAUUUUCCCAAAUGGAUAUCUUGAUUCUAAUGACGGCAGCCAUCUGUCACGAUUUGGAUCACCCAGGGUACAACAACACGUACCAGAUCAACGCCCGCACGGAGCUGGCCGUCCGUUACAAUGACAUCUCGCCCCUGGAGAACCACCACUGUGCCGUGGCCUUUCAGAUCCUCGCCCAGCCCGAGUGCAACAUCUUCAGCAACGUGCAGCCGGACGGGUUCAAGCACAUCAGACAGGGGAUGAUCACUCUGAUUCUAGCCACGGACAUGGCAAGACACGCAGAAAUUAUGGAUUCUUUCAAAGAAAAAAUGGAGAAUUUUGACUACAGCAACGAACAGCAUGUGACCCUCCUGAAGAUGAUUCUGAUAAAAUGCUGUGAUAUCUCCAACGAGGUGCGUCCGGUGGCAGUUGCAGAACCUUGGGUGGACUGCUUGUUGGAAGAGUAUUUCAUGCAGAGCGACCGCGAGAAGUCGGAAGGCCUUCCCGUGGCCCCUUUCAUGGACCGGGACAAAGUGACCAAAGCCACGGCCCAAAUUGGGUUCAUCAAGUUUGUCCUGAUCCCCAUGUUCGAAACGGUGACCAAGCUCUUCCCUGUGGUCGAGGAACUCAUGCUGCGGCCCCUUUGGGAAUCCAGAGACCGUUACGAGGAACUGAAACAAAGAGAUGACUCCGUGAAAGAGAGGGAGACGGAGAGCUUGACGGCGGGGGGCACCGACACGUCGUCGUCGUCGUCGUCGAGAGAGAAAAGCAGAGAUGUGAGAAACAGAGAGGAGGGUGCUAUUCUGAACUGACGUCUCGAUGCACAUGACGGAGCCUGGAGGAGGCAGGACGAUGCGGGCCGUGGUUCUGGACCAGGCUGGCCGAGCCUCGCGAGCCGUCCGCGUGGGUGAGAAGUUCAUUCCGAGCGCCUGACUCCACGAGACCACGUUUUCUAAGAACUGUUUUGUUCACUGAUACAAAAAAAAAAAAAAAAAGGAAAACGGAAUUCAUGAUGCUGUACAGAAUUUUUAUUUUUGAACUGUCUUUUAAAUAAUAUAUUCUUAUACAGAAACGGGUACUGUACUUUUUCUUUGUAGUGUUGUGUAUCCGGGGGCUGCGUCUGGCAGUCCCCAGAGCCCCCGAGCUCUCACGGGGGGACAGGAACUGUGCUUUGCUCGCAGAUGUGUCUGCACGGUGUGAUGUGACGCUCCCUCCCGUGUAAAUUCAGAAUUAAAUGCCAGGCGGUGCCCGGAGCACAAGG